Messenger RNA from Zootoca vivipara (common lizard), 4019 nucleotides. The record is from RefSeq and is a predicted model, not a curated record. NCBI's taxonomy places the organism in Eukaryota, Metazoa, Chordata, Lepidosauria, Squamata, Lacertidae.
GAGGGUGGCGUGCAGAAGGAAAGACAGACAGAAAGAAAGGGGCAGGUACUGUGCCCGGCUGUUCUUUCUUGAAUCCUACAAAUCCCGGCUUUCGCUAGUCACAAUUCGGCGGAAGCGGAGGAGAGGAGAGCCGUCGUUUUCUGAAAGCAACGCUGCAGGCAGCAGUAGCCUUCCUUGACACGGGACUGACGAAGUUGCCUCGCCUGCCCGGUACAGCAUUUUUGUUAGCUGGCAGGUGCAGUUGUUGGACCCGUUUGCAGAGGCCCCCAAUACAACCUCUCCAAAAUAUGUUUGAUCCCCAUGGGCGUAGCCGGGGGGGCAGCUGUAAAACAAUAGAAAUACUUAAUUGAUCAAUCACAUCGGUUCUGCCCCCCCCUAACGAAAGUCCUGUUCGUCCCCACCCCGCGUCAAAAAUCCUGGCUGCGUCCGCAUGUUUGAUCCCAUUAAUUAAUCACAGUUUGAGCGUGGGUUGAGAUGGCUCUCUGAAGCCACGGCCCAAAGGUACGCAAAUUCAGCCAAAAAAGCAAGAAACAAACAUAUGAAGUUUUGCUUCAGUACAGUACCUGUUCCUUCACUAUACACUUGGUCUGCUGUGAGUAGGACCAAUGCAUGGAAUACAACCCAUAGGAUAAGUUAAAUUUAGAGGCAAAAAUACAUUUAUUGGAAGAUGGAUACCAGUCUGUGAUCUUCACUCCCUGAGCUCUACUGCAAGGGAAGUUAUACAGUAUUGGAGUAGAGACUCAAGCUGCACUGCAAGUCAUUUUGGCUCCAAUUGCAAGCCCUUCUAGGAAUGACCUUGGAGUCGGCAUCCCAUCAUGGGGAAGCAAUGUGCCUCUGAAUAUACUGAGGGAGGAGAGACAAACAGCAGAAAAAGGGCCUUGCAGAUGGGAACCAUGGUAGUUGGGAGCCCGAGAGAAGAUGGAAUCAUAUCCAUAGUCACAACCGCACAGGGAGCAGAUGAGCCUAAAAAGGUGACAUUUCCAGUUCCCGUGGAAGGUGCCAGCUUGGAGCCAGGAGAACCUCGCUGGGCAAACUAUGUCAAAGGGGUGAUUCAGCAUUAUCAGGCUGGCCCUCUCCCAGGCUUCAAUGCAGUCAUAGCCAGCAAUGUUCCGCUCGGUGGCGGUCUGUCAAGUUCAGCUUCCUUGGAAGUGGCUACUUACACAUUUCUGCAGGAGUUGUGUCCAGAUGAUGGGGAUCCUGUAACUAAGGCAUUAGUAUGCCAGAAAGCGGAGCACACCUUCGCAAUGAUGCCUUGUGGUAUCAUGGACCAGUUCAUCUCUGUGAUGGGGAAGGAGGGCCAUGCCUUGCUGAUAGACUGCAGGUCACUGGAGACUUCCCUGUUGCCUUUGGCUGACCCAGAUGUAGUUGUACUCAUCACCAACUCCAAUGUGCGGCACACCUUGACGGGCAGUGAAUACCCCACCCGUCGGCGCCAGUGUGAAGAGGCAGCGAAGGUGCUUGGCAAGGAAAGCCUGAGAGAAGCCACUAUGGCAGACUUAGAGGCUUCUAAGGCCUUGCUAAGUGAGUUGGUGUACCGGCGAGCCAGGCAUGUCAUUGGGGAAAUCGAACGCACCUCCCGAGCUGCAGAGGCACUGCAGUCCAAGGACUAUAAGAGAUUUGGGCAACUGAUGGUGGAGAGUCACAAUUCCUUGCGAGAUGACUAUGACGUCAGCUGCCCAGAAUUAGAUGAACUUGUUUCUGCUGCUUUGGAGAUCCCUGGAGUUUAUGGCAGCAGAAUGACUGGUGGGGGAUUCGGAGGCUGCACUGUUACUCUGCUUGAAUCUGGUGUAGCAGAAAAAGUCCAGAAGCAUAUCAAGGAAAAAUACAGCAGGACAGCCACCUUCUAUUUGACACAGCCUUCUGAUGGAGCCAGAGUACAUCCUCUGCAAUGACCCAGCUCCCAAUCCCAACCGCUUCAGAGCAAGGGUUUUCUGUUGCUCUGAUACCAAUGACACAGAGCACUGCAAAGGUCAGAGCCAGCUUCCCUGAUCCAUGUGCUUGAGACUCCAGUCAAAGACUUCCAAAUUCUGAUAAAAACUUGAUCUCUUUCUUGUCUCUCUCUUUUAAAUCUGGUUUUUACAUGUAGAACCUUCCUUCCAGUCUGCUCUACUGAACAAAGGUCUCUUCUCCUGACUGUUUUACAUUACAAUUUGUGGCAGGGAAUCUGUUCUUCAGGUGAGGCCAGAACAGGCGUAUUUUGCUGUGCUGUUUUGUGUUGGAAAUGAGUUGAGGAUAGUCAUGCAUGGCACUUGUUUACAGCCAUCGCCCUUCCUCUACUUCUGGUUCCUGACAUAAAGCAAAUACUGUAGUAUGAUUAACUGACAGUGUUCUCGAAGCUACAAACAUGAGUUUGACCACACUGCGGGAGGCAGUGGAAGACAGGAGUGCCUGGCGUGCUCUGGUCCAUGGGGUCACGAAGAGUCGGACACGACUAAACGACUAAACAACAACAAAUGAUUAACUGAAUUUCCCUGAUGAUUGGUUGGUUGGUAGGUAGUUCGUUCAGCCUCUUCUUUGUAAACUAAAGUAAUAUAAGAAGCUUCAAGGACAAGAGUCCUUCAUUUACACCUCACAAUGUGGCAAGUUAUUCAUCUUCCAACCUAAAUACCACAGAUGGAAUCCAGUGUUGCAUGAGCAAAUUUAUGAUUAUGUGUUUUUCUUGAAGUUACCUACGAUUUUACUACAAGGAUGAGCUGCCUUAAUUAUUAGAAACUCUGCAAUCCUCUGCAUGUCUUCUCAGAAUUAAGUCCCACUGACUUGGAGGCUCAGUGGCUAUUCUGCUUUCAAAAUACAGUGGUACCUCAGAAGUCGAACGGAAUCCAUUCCGGAAGUCCGUUCGACUUCCAAAACGUUUGGAAAGCAAGGCAAGGAAGCCCCUGCAGCCAAUCGGAGGCCGUGUCAGAUGUUUGGGUUCCAAAGAACGUUCACAAACCGGAACAUAAACCGGGUUUGCGACGUUCGGGAGUCAAAACAUUCGAGUCGCAAGGUGUUCGUCAACCAAGGUACUAUAGUACAGUAAAAGUGCCCAGACUAAUUACACUUUUAGAACUUUGUGGGUUCUAGAACUCGGUGCAUUCUAUAAUGAUCUUGGAGAACAAAGAACUCUGUCACAUGGCACAGUUCAGCUGCCCAGUAGGGUUCAACAGGAGUUAGGGCCCACUAACUGCUUUGCCUGUCCAUAGGAAUGGGAACAGCUAUAUGCAAGGCCAUUCCAUCUAUGGCCAGUUCCCUCUCCUGCCAUAGCAUUAUCCCUUAUGAUUCCAAAAACACCCACUGUCAUUUAAGCUGCAUCAAAACUUCACAUCAAGGACAUGUAGGUGGGACUGUCAGAAUCUUUUCGUAAUGAAUCUAUAAUAUGUAUUGCAGUUGCAAAACCUGGGGAGGGUUUUUUUCCCUGAAGCAAAAAUGUGACCUUUCCCAGAAGGCUCUGAUUUUAUAGGCUGUUAUCAAAUUAGCUUUUAAACCUGUGCCCUUUGGCUCAAGUCUUCCAUUCUUAGACCUUUUCAGUAUUUAACUGUUUUUUUGUUUUUUUAAACUAUGCUAGAAUUUUAUGCAAUAUUUUGCUUCUUGAGCCUGAUCCUUUUGAAAUUAAUGUGUGUAGGCCUGCCUAAUUUUAUAUAGGAGUGCAGCCCUACUCUCUCAUUAACACCCACAGCUGCUAGCCACUUUCACAUCAGACACACUUGGAAAUAAAAAGCCUUCUGCAAUCGUAGAGGGAAAAUGUUUAAUAAGUGCAAUAGAAAGCCAUCUGGUCCUGAAUGCCAGUCGUCAAAACACUGCAUAUGUAUCAAGUGCCACCAACCCCUGCAAGCCAUAAUGUGGCUAUGAAAUGUAAUUUACAUUCUAUUGUGGUUCUUCUGUUAGGUAAGUGAAAGCAUGCAAUCCCUUUCAAAACUUGUGUUAGAAUUGCUGUGCUGCUGAAAUAUGGCCCAUCAAACACCUUUAAUGGACUCUUUGGUUAAUAUUAAAGCCUGUGACCAAAGUGACUUUGCAAAACGAUGUAAUGCAAGAGCUAGAGA